GUCAUAGGGAAAUACGUUUCUUUUAUUCACGAUGAAAAAGUCAUGAUUAUCUCAAAGUUUUCAAAGUUUAAUAAUCUGUAACGUUCAAUAAGCAUGUUUCUGUGAUUUUAAUAUUUAUUACCCUAUUUUUAUUAUGAAUAACUAAUUAUGACUGAUACGAGUAUAAAGCGUUGUAUUUUACGACGUGACCUUGAAAAAAAGAUGUUUCAAAAAGGAGAGAUAACAUUAUUUAUGUCGCAAAAGUUCUAAUAUAUUUAAAAAUGAGCAUUUUACAAUCAGAUUUUUAUAGUUUUACGAUUUGUAUGAUAUGGCCGCAAACCCGGCGGGAAUAACGAUGCGAGCGCCGCGUCAUUGUAUUGGUAAUUUUGUAUCGUUACUUCGUAAACUUCGUAUGUUGUUCCAUUAUGACUCGAUAAUGGAUUUAAUUUCUUAAUUUUCGGUAUUGUAUACUGUUUAGUGUUGUAUAUUGUUUAAUACAUAACUAACAGCGGGAACGUGUCUUGCGAGAAGAGGUCGAUUUUUUUUUAGCGGCACCGUCCGCCAUUAUUGGUGUUUGCACGGCGUUCAACGACGUUUUCUUUCGUUUAUUGACGACGAAACCGCACCUAUAACACGAAAAUUUGUAUCAUACUAUGAUGGCACGCAGCCGUAAGGACAGUACUGGUAAAAGCGAUUCCGAAGCAACGGACAAAGAAAAUAAAAGGGAGAAAGGUAGAGAAGUAGUCAGGAAGAAGCGCGCUGCUUCAUCGUCGAGCAGUGGGAGUAGUUCAUCGGACAGCAGCUCAGGUUCAUCGUCUACAAGUAGUGGAAGUAGUUCCAGAUCGAGUUCUACUUCAAGUACAAGCUCUAGCAGUUCAGGAAGUUCUUCUGGAAGUUCUAGAGACAGAGGAAGAAAGCGAAGUCGCAGUAAAAGUGUUGAUGCUUCGCGCAGACACGAUAAUAAGGAAAAGGAAAGAGAAAAAGAAAGGGAAAGAGAAAGAGACAGGGACAGGGAUAGGGAUAGAGACAGAGAAAAGGAUAAAAAGAAAAGUAGCAAUUCUGUGAUUGAUAAACCUAAACCAAAAGGACGCUCUAGAUCACCUUCGCCGCGUAGGAAACGCAGGGAAAGGUCACCAAUUCCUAGACCAACAAAAAUACAUAUUGGACAUUUGACGCGCAAUGUCACUAAAGAACACAUUAUGGAAAUAUUUUCCACGUAUGGUCAAAUAAAAAUGGUCGAUUUUGCAAUGGAUAAGCUUCAUCCUAAUCAAGGACGAGGCUUUGCUUACGUGGAGUUCGAAACAGCAGACGAGGCUGAAAAUGCAAUGAAACACAUGGAUGGUGGACAAAUAGAUGGUCAAGAGAUUACUGCUGCCCCAGUAUUAUUACCAAAACCACGACCGCUACCGAUGCGAAGGAUGUCACCUCCAAUGGGAAGAAGACCACCACGAUGGGGUGGUGGCGGUAGAAAUACUCCUCCACGUUAUCGCAGACGUUCACCUCCAAUUAAUCGCCGUAGAAGCCCACGGCCACCGAGACGUAGACCAAGAACUCGAUCGCGAAGUCCCCCAAAUAAUCCACGGCAUCGUCACCGUCGUUACACGAGAUCAAGCUCGAGCAGCUCGCGAUAGCAAUUUUCUUUGUACAUAUAAGAUAAGAACUGAAUUUGAUCAAACACAGUUUAUCCUGGUUGGUCGUCUUAAUAUAUUAAGCAAAGCAGUUUUUACCGAUUCGUUCAAAAAUAUCGACAGGGAAGUGUACGCACUCAAAACAGUUCACGACGGUAUUACGGUAAUUUACAUUUCUUAAUGAUGGUGAUGAUUGAAAUACCGUUCGUGAUUCGCAAAUUGUUUUUCAAAUAUAUAUCAAUUUCACACGUGACAUAAUA
Messenger RNA from Osmia bicornis bicornis, 1867 nucleotides. Its product is annotated as RNA-binding protein with serine-rich domain 1-B-like. Gene Ontology annotation, cellular component: ASAP complex; cytoplasm; nucleoplasm. Bases 633 to 1610 code for a protein of 325 amino acids. Gene Ontology annotation, biological process: mRNA splicing, via spliceosome. NCBI's taxonomy places the organism in Eukaryota, Metazoa, Arthropoda, Insecta, Hymenoptera, Megachilidae. The record is from RefSeq and is a predicted model, not a curated record. The transcript has 5 exons. Gene Ontology annotation, molecular function: RNA binding.